Messenger RNA from Populus euphratica (Euphrates poplar), 664 nucleotides. Its product is annotated as late embryogenesis abundant protein 1-like. The record is from RefSeq and is a predicted model, not a curated record. Bases 1 to 393 code for a protein of 130 amino acids. NCBI's taxonomy places the organism in Eukaryota, Viridiplantae, Streptophyta, Magnoliopsida, Malpighiales, Salicaceae. The transcript is spliced from 2 exons. Gene Ontology annotation, cellular component: nucleus.
AUGGAGCAUUUAUUGCCUGAACAGGAAAAGACUGGUGGAGUGACUAGUAGCAUGAAGGAAAAGGCCAGGGAAGUCAAGGACAAGACGUAUGAAACAGCUCAACAAGCCAAAGAGAAGGCUGGACAGAAGGCUCAAGAGGCCAGAGAAAAGACGGAAGGGACUACCGAGUCUGCCAAGCAGAAGGCCCAGGAAGGCAAGGAGAACUCCAAGGGGGUUAUGCAGCAAACUGGGGAGAAAGUGAAGCAGAUGGCCGAGAGCGCUAAGGAUACUGUGAAGCAGACUUUGGGGAUGGGUGGCCCUGGUAAGGAUGAGGAUAUCUAUACCAGGAAAGAUGAGACGGAAGAUCCUGCUGGUUAUAAGCACACCACUACCUAUAAGGAGACCAAAUAUUAGUGCUAAAUGUACGAAUAAGUGCAUGGGAUACAUCCAUAUUUAGGUCUCCUUUGAAUUAUGUUCAGGUUUGGGCAUGUUUUUUAAGUCCUUAAUAUCACCUUAGCUGGGCAAGCUGCUGGAUUGGGCUCCCUUUGGCUUUCUGAAGAUCCCAAGUUUAGCGGCUUGGAACGCUUCAAGUCCAGAAAUAAAACAGUCAGUACUGUCUUCAUGAAGGGAUUCGUCGUGAUUUUCACUUUGUUAGAUCGAUGGAGUAAAAUCUUGUUUUCCCUCC